This is a messenger RNA of Maniola jurtina (meadow brown), 1266 nucleotides long. RefSeq lists its product as uncharacterized. The transcript has 5 exons. The coding region runs from base 80 to 664 and encodes 194 amino acids. The record is from RefSeq and is a predicted model, not a curated record. NCBI's taxonomy places the organism in Eukaryota, Metazoa, Arthropoda, Insecta, Lepidoptera, Nymphalidae.
UUAGUAUCCAGUUUUACGACAAAGCUCGAGUAAAGCUGACCUACAUCGUGCUCUUUAAAAUUAAAAAAAAAAGUGUAAAAUGGCUGAGGUACAUCAAGUUGUAGUAGUAACAGAAAGAAUAAAGGUUAAACCUAAAAAUUCACGCGAGAUCAUUUUAAAAAAGUGCUGUUGCGUGGUACCAUUGCGGACUGGAUGCCUCAUUCUCGCUUAUUUGUACCUGAUUUUCACCGUCGGGAUCGGAUUUGUUUAUAUUAAGGAACUAGUUAGCCUGGUGGUUAAUACUAUUAUUCCGAAAGCUCCGGAAGAUUAUCCUCGUUUUACCAUUGGACUUUUGGUGUUUUACUCUAUAUCCAUGGCUUUAGCUCUAAUUGCAAUACCAUUUAACAUACAUCUCAUCAGUGGACUGCACAGCGAAAGAAGGAGCUUCUUGGUGAUCUACGUCAAAUUUCAGUUAACGAACUUUACGCUAAGUAUAUUUGUCGAUGUUGUUACAAUGGCAAUGGGGAAUUAUUGGAGCCCCGCCGGCGCUGUUGUUACCAUGAUAGCUUAUUUUUGGUACAACUUAUAUUAUCUGAUCGUAGUGAAGAGUCUGUACCUAAAAAUGGGUGAAGCUGCCAACAACCUGCCUGGGCAAAGAGGACAUGACGUAGCAGUCGCAACAUAAGUUUAAGAACCUUCAAUAAAUAUAAUAAUUAUAUUAGGCUAGAGGAAAAAUGAAAACUUUGAAUAAAAUUACUCGUAAUAUGAAAAUGAGGCUUCUUCGUCCGCUCUACCUAUGAGUAGUCCGCUUUCUUUCAUUUCCUGCCCGAUUUGCCUGGUCUGGUCUCUAUAAUACGAUAUAUAUUUAUCACAAGCAAUUCCUGAAUAUACACAUUUUAGGAGUUCAGUGGCUUUAGAUCUGACCUGCUUUAAGCCCUGCAGCAUCAGGAUUGAAGAGUUGGGAGCCGAAGUUCAAUGAUGCAGUGACCUACAAUAAUAUUUUACCAUAAUCUUGAAUCCUCACAGUUUAUGAGUGCUACUCUGCCUCACGUUACGGUCUAAUCAUAUUAUAGUGGUUUGUGCAGUUGAAACUUGAAGUUCAAUCAUGAAGUCGUUGCGUGGUACUUACAAAAUCUACUCCCGUGAAACGCUUUUCCUCGACACUUCUGAUACGAACCGCUAAGGCGUGGAAUGCCCUUCGGGCAUCCGUGUUUCCUGCAACCCUGUAUAAACUAAAUAGGUACCUUCAAGGCAAGAGUGAAUACGUAUCUUCUAGGCAUACGAGUU